CGGUUCGUCGUUUCCUUGCGGCUAGAGGAGAGGAGAGGAGGUGGUGUCGAGAGACUGGAAACGUUUCCCAUCCCGUGUAUAAUCCCGAUCAACUCCACUGUACAAUGAAAUUAACUUUCUUCAAGCCCGCCUCGGAACUCCACUAUUUUACUAUACUGCUGAUAAGCGGGAUGUACACUCCGGGCCGAGGGGAGAUCACCAGUCUCGAUUCAGGGAACAUUGACGAAAUUCUGAACAAUGCGGGAGUGGCUUUAGUCAACUUUUAUGCAGACUGGUGUCGGUUCAGUCAAAUGCUGCACCCUAUCUUCGAGGAAGCCUCAAAUGUGGUGAGGGAAGAAUAUCCAGACCGUUCGCAGGUGGUGUUUGCCCGUGUGGAUUGUGACCAACAUACUGACAUAGCCCAGCGCUACAGGAUCAGCAAGUACCCGACCCUGAAGCUCUUCAGAAAUGGCAUGAUGAUGAAGAGGGAGUACCGAGGUCAAAGGUCGGUGACGGCCAUCGCUGACUUUAUCAGGCAACAGAAAGUCGACCCGAUCACAGAAAUCCGCAGCCUUGAAGAGGUCAAUAAAGUAGAUAGGACUAAGCGAACCAUCAUCGGCUACUUGGAGCAGAAGAACUCGGAGAACUACCACACGUAUGAAAGAGUGGCCAAUAUCUUGAGAGACGACUGCGUCUUUCUGGCGGCAUUCGAUGAGGUGUCGAAACCCGAGAGGUUCAGUGGUGAUAACAUCAUCUACAAGCCAAUAGGAGAGAACGUUCCUGACAUGGUGUUUCUCGGCUCGCUCACAAACUUUGACCUGGCGUACGCGUGGGUCCAGGACAAGUGUGUGCCACUGGUCCGGGAAAUCACUUUCGAAAACGGAGAGGAGCUGACAGAAGAAGGCAUUCCAUUCCUGAUCCUCUUCCAUCUGAAGGAGGAUACAGGAAGUCUAGAACGGUUCCAGCAGGAAGUGGCACGGCAGCUGAUCACCGAGAAAGGCUCUAUAAAUUUCCUGCAUGCCGAUUGCGAUAAGUUUCGGCACCCUCUGCUACACAUCCAGAAGACUCCCGCCGACUGCCCCGUCAUCGCAAUAGACAGUUUCCGCCACAUGUACGUCUUCCCAGAAUUCAACGACCUCACGGUUCCUGGAAAACUGAGGCAGUUUGUGUUGGACCUCCACUCAGGAAAGCUGCAUCGAGAGUUCCACCAUGGACCCGACCCCACGGACAGCACUCCAGGACAGGAGGAGAACAAAGAGGUGGCCAGCAAUCCUCCAGAGAGCUCAUUCCAGAAGCUAGCACCCAGCGAGAACCGUUACACCAUCCUCAGGGAUCGGGACGAACUGUGACCUCGUCUCACAUCACCACCUAGCGCAGAACACCCGGCAGGCAGCCACCUGCGUCACCUCUAUUUUCAUAACUUUUAUUUUGGCUAAAAAGAAGAAAAUCUGAAGGUUUUUUUGGAGGAGUGGGGAAAAGAAGAUGAGAGAGAGAGCGUGUGAGAGAGAGAUUUUACUUUUAUUUUUUUGGAGCUUGUAAAUAUGUAUGUCCUCUGUAGGUGAGUCGUCUAAAUUAAAUAAGUGAUUUUUUUUUUUUUUUCAACCCUGUUUUUUUUUUUGUCUCCUUUUUUUGUAAGAAGAAAAAUAAGCAGAUAAACAUUAAUGGUUCUCCCCAGCAAGGAUCUACACACUCAAGGCCUGGGGAAUCAUGGGAAACGACUCUGGUCAACCCUGUGAUGUUCCUAAUUUCAGUCGAUAGUAAAUGCGUGUAAGAAUGAGAGUGUGUGUGUGUGUGAGAGAGAGAGAAAAAGAAGGAGAGUGAGUGCACAUCGGUACAUUAUUAGUGUGUAUUCUUACAUACUGUGGGAAUUCCAGACUUGUCAAAAAAAACAAAUCAAAUCCUUGCUUAUUAAAAUCUGGACUCAUAUCAGCCCAUUCCAUGAGGAGGAGUGGUAAGGGGUGGGGCUUAAUAAGGGGUGGGGUUUGAUGGGGUGUUAUAAUAAUGUCAGAGUGGGGAAUGGAAAGAAAACUAAUUAUAAAUUAAAGGGAAAACAUUUUACAGGAUUUAAGAGUGUCUGUGUGUUUUAUAUCAACUGCAAUCACAAAGUUCUGUGCAUUUUAUAUUUCCUUUUUUUUUUUUUUUUUACUAAAUAUUUCCAAAUUCAUCUUGGCUUGAGAUAACAGCACAGGAUGGCAUGAUUGCAAGAUUUCCUUUUGCACCCUAAUUAAUCUUGAAGAUCAAGGAGCACAUUUAACUGUGGCAGGAAGUUGACAUGGAAAGAGUGACUCACACUUGAGCAGCGCUUUGUGUGUACAUUGAGGAACAUUCUGAGACUUAUUUUGGUAAAACUCGCACUCGAAGCCCACUUUGAGGAAAGUGGAAGUGGCGAGAGGUGGGCGCUGAAGUUCAGUGACAUCAUCUCACCCACGGCAGAAACCCGUGCCGUCAGAGCAGUCGAUGUGAUGAUAUAAUGCGCAAGCACCAGACGCUCAGAUGGUCUCCUUUUCCAUUCGCAACGAUGGAAAGCGUGGGGUGUCUGGGACGCAGAGACACGAGUCGGGUCAGUGUUUUCACUGGGACUUUCCCCCCGCACUCCAGGCACUCGAACACGCCUGCAUAUCCAUCUGACACAGUUGCCCAUCUACACACAUAUUUCACACACACAUAGGGGAAGUCCUGUGUGUUUUGCGCGGAAGGCGUGGGGGAUAACGUGUAGCUCAAAUCAGGUCUGUGUCUCAAUGGGGCUUCCCCAAAUAUCCCAAAAAAAACAUGACCCCAAGUUGGGGUCAUUUCAUGUUUAACAUUUGCAAAAUGAUCAAGUGAAAUAAAAAGGAUCUCAUGCUGA
This is a messenger RNA of Clarias gariepinus (North African catfish), 2824 nucleotides long. RefSeq names its product endoplasmic reticulum protein 44 (gene erp44). The transcript has 11 exons. The record is from RefSeq and is a predicted model, not a curated record. The coding region runs from base 105 to 1328 and encodes 407 amino acids. Lineage: Eukaryota; Metazoa; Chordata; Actinopteri; Siluriformes; Clariidae.